Messenger RNA from Rosa rugosa (rugosa rose), 828 nucleotides. RefSeq names its product putative receptor-like protein kinase At3g47110. Gene Ontology annotation, molecular function: protein binding. NCBI's taxonomy places the organism in Eukaryota, Viridiplantae, Streptophyta, Magnoliopsida, Rosales, Rosaceae. The record is from RefSeq and is a predicted model, not a curated record. The coding region runs from base 1 to 828 and encodes 275 amino acids. The transcript has a single exon.
AUGGGGGGAGUUUUGGUCACGAAAUUGGUUUUGAUAUCCUCUUUAGUUUUAAAUGCAAUGUUCAUUUUACGUUGUAGCUCAUUGCAAUCGAACCAUCCAAGACUCGAAGGGAAUGAGAUUGAUAGGCAGGCACUGCUAGCAAUCAAAGCUCAAAUACAACACGAUCCCAACCGGGUCAUGAAAUCAUGGAAUGACUCCAUUCAUUUUUGCCAGUGGCAUGGUGUCACCUGCAGUCAAAGGCAUCAACAGAGGGUCUCAAUGCUCAACCUCAGCUCCCAAGGCUUGGCCGGCUCCAUAUCCCCACAUAUAGGAAAUCUAAGCUUCUUAAGAGUGCUAAAUCUCAAGAACAAUAGCUUCACUCAUCAAAUCCCUCCUCAAAUUGGGCAUUUGCAUAGAUUGCAGGUAUUGCAUCUAAACAAUAACUCACUUACUGGUACCAUUCCUGUCAAUAUAUCCAAUUGCUUCCAACUCUAUUUUCUCAAUCUUGGUGUAAACAAUCUGGUGGGAAAAAUUCCUCUACGACUCGGUUCCUUGUCAAAGCUUCGUACUUUUGUUUUGCAACUCAAUAAUUUAACAGGAGAAAUCCCUCCUUCUUUGGGGAACCUUUCGUCUCUCGAGACAUUUUCUGUAGUUACUAAUAACUUAGAAGGAAGCAUCCCUAGUUCUCUAUGCCAGUUGAAAAAAAUAACCUUUUUCUAUUUAGACUCAAAUAGGUUGUCUGGUAUCAUCCCUUCCUGCAUUUAUAACCUCUCUGGUAUAGUUGGAUUCUCCGUAACACAAAACCAAAUUCAAGGAAGUCUUCCACCAAACUUGAGCAAUCACUACUAG